Molecule: messenger RNA, 1170 nt
Organism: Vigna radiata var. radiata (mung bean)
Lineage: Eukaryota; Viridiplantae; Streptophyta; Magnoliopsida; Fabales; Fabaceae
Exons: 4
Coding region: 133-978 (281 amino acids)
Source: RefSeq, a predicted model, not a curated record
AAGCCGCGGAGGAUUCCUGAGGCUGCAAGUAUUGAAGUUGUAAAGGAGUCUUGAAGCUGCAAAGGAUUCUUGAGGCUGCAAGUCCUGAAGCUGCAGAGGAGUCUUGAAGCUGCGUAGCAAAAGGUGCAGUGGAUGCCUGAACAUGAAGUUCAGAUUAAAAGAAACUUCCACACUAAGGCAUCUCAUAGACUUUCAGAAAUGUUUAGAGAGGCAAGGAUUGCUGGAGAACGCCCUCGUUGGGUGGGGGAUGGCAUUUGGCACUCACUGUUGGCACACUGGAAUACGCCAGCAUACCGUGUUAAAUGUGCUACCGCCCAAAAAAAUAGGGCUUCAGAGAAAGGUGGCGCUCUCCACACUGGGGGCUCAAUCACUGUACACGAGCAUGCCAUUCGUAUGGCAGCACAGCUGGGACGUUCUGUUUCUGUUGAUGAGGUCUUUACGCAGACUCAUAUUCGAAAGGGAACGGACGCAUAUGUUGAUGAGCGGUCUCGCAAGACCAUUGAAGAUUUUUCUACUAGGUUCACACAUGCCAGAGAGGAUGUGGGAGGUGCUCCUGAUGAAGCCUCAAGAACAAAUGCAUAUGAGGACAUCAUUAAGACCCAGUGCUGGGUUGAUGUAGUGAGGGGAAAGAAAAAAGGACGAAUUUAUGGAGCAGGACAACUUGCCUCCCAUUAUAUUGCUGCAAGAGGAGGGGUAUUAAAACAUCAGCCAUCUUCAUCCAACACUACUGACCAACAUAACAUGGUCAGUAGAGAGGCUUAUGAUGAAUUAAGAUCCAGAUUGCAAACUUUUGAAGAUAUUUUAAGGAAAUACAUUCCUGAGGCAGGACAAAUAUUAGACCCAUCCUCUUCCCACCAAGCACCUACACAACUCAUGCAGCCCACUAAUAAGCAAUCACCUAAUCAACACGAGCCUCUUGUCCAGCAGCAACAAGAAGAUGAAGAAGAACAUGAUUCUGAUGAUUUUAGUGGCUAUUAGGAUUUUAUAAACUUUUAAAACUUAUUAGUUGUUUAGUUUAAAAGCUUUAUUGAGUUUUGAUAAGCUUUAUUAGUUGUUAACAACUACUUCAAUGGUAAUUGUCCAUGAACUUUAAACUUAGUUGCUUAGUUUAAUGAGUGACAUUGGUGUUUUGAUGUUUGUUAAUAUUAGCAACUAAGUUUAUUGUAUAAG